AUGUCGAGCCACAUGGAAUACAGCUCCUGCCCCAGAGAUUGCCCCACGAUGGACAGCCUGGAGAGGCAGCUCAUCUGCCCCAUCUGCUUAGAGAUGUUCACCAAGCCGGUGGUCAUCCUGCCAUGCCAGCACAACCUCUGCAGGAAAUGCGCCAAUGACAUCUUUCAGGUGAGCAGCGCCCCCCCCCCAGAACUACCUGCCAGAGGAGGGACAACCUUGGGAUCUGCUGGGAGGUUUCGCUGCCCAUCCUGCCGCCACGAAGUGGUCCUGGACAGACACGGCAUCUACGGGCUGCAACGCAAUCUCCUGGUCGAGAACAUCAUUGACAUCUACAAGCAAGCGUCGGCAAGCGGACCUGAUAGGCCCCUGUUAAAAACCGAGCACCCCACCUGCGAAGAACACGAGGAUGAGAAGAUCAACAUCUAUUGCGUGACGUGCGGGGUGCCCACCUGUUCCCUCUGCAAGGUCUUCGGGGAGCACAAGGACUGCGAAGUGGCCCCCCUCUCGGACAUCUACAUGAAACAGAAGACGAAGCUGACGGACGGGAUCAGUGCUCUUGUGGCCGCCAACGACAGGAUCCAAGCCUACAUCAACGCGUUGCAAGGGACGUGCAAAAACAUCGAGAAUGCAAAAGUCCUCAUCCGCAAGAUUUCUGAAAUGGCCCAGAGCUGCAAGCUCGACCCCCUGGAAUCGGGUUACGACAAUAUGGAGCAUUACGCCGUGGACUUCAAUGCGGAGGAAAGAGUCCUGUACCAGCUGGAUUUCAUCAAAGUCGAAGAAGAGCCUGAACCGACAGCUGAGGAAGACGGGGCCUGUGGGGAGGCUGAAGACCCCUCGGCGGACUCUGGGGCAGGGGCUGGCGAGGGAAGAGAGGACCCAGAAGGCUUCCUUGCCUUUGGAAAAGAGGAGCAGGCUUCAGGAGUCACAACUCUGACAAGUGAGGGUCUGAGCAUUGCUGCUGAUGGCGGAGAAGGAAAGACCGUGCCCCAUUCAGGGACAGAAGGCCAGGUUGGCACAGAAGGCACGAUGUGGGCCUCUCAGCAGAGAGAGGACUCUCAGCUGGGCCGAGAGCUCCAUUUCACAGGCUCUGAUCCACCGACGUCUCUGGCAGAGGGAACGUUGAAGAGUAAGGACCUGAUCGACGUGGGACAGCUCAAACAGGAGGGUGCGGCUGCCGAAGGUUUCAGCACCACGGAGAGCGGAGAAGGUGGAGUCGGAGAUGCGUUCCUCCUGAAUGAAGCCGUGUCUUCUAGUAGCCAGGGUCCAGCCUCCGAUCCGGCUGCCGACAGUGGGAGGAAUGAAGAGAUCAUCGAGCCGCUCCUCAGCAGCUGGUUCAAUCCCACCCUUUGGCUGCAUGAUUAA
Molecule: messenger RNA, 1362 nt
Organism: Gekko japonicus
Lineage: Eukaryota; Metazoa; Chordata; Lepidosauria; Squamata; Gekkonidae
Product: tripartite motif-containing protein 55-like
Exons: 10
Coding region: 1-1362 (453 amino acids)
Molecular function (GO): zinc ion binding
Source: RefSeq, a predicted model, not a curated record